AUGGCGGCCGAACGCCCGGAGCAGGCAAAGUUUCCCUACUUCUCUUCCUCCCCCAGCUUCGGAAGAGCACCCGUCGAGUACGACAAGAAGUCGUGCGAUGGCCCCGACUCCCCUACCUUCGGCGGCGCUCACCGCGUGGAGCCACCGCUUCCGCCGGUCAAAUCCGCUUCCCACGGCAACGAGGAAGACUACGACGCUUCCAGCGAUGACUUCGAGUUUUCCAUCGAAUUGAAAAGUGCUGCUGGGUUUUCCUCCGUCGAUGCCGACGAGAUCUUCUCCGGCGGGCGGAUGCUCCCCGUGUACCCUGUCUUCAAUCGCGACCUCAUCUGCCGCGGCCCGGCGGAAUCGAAGGAGAGCGAGAAGGCUGACCCGAUCCCCAUCCAGGAGCUUCUGAUCGAGGAGAAGGAGGCGGCCUCGGAGGAGCCCUCUCCGCCUCCACCGGUCCGAUGCAAGAAGAGCGCCUCCACCGGGGCGCUGAGGAGCCUGCUCCGGAACUUGACGAUAGGUCGGAGCCACAGCGACGGGAAGGAGAAGUUCGUGUUCAUCGAAGCGUCUCGGCCGGAGUCGCCGUCAGCCUCAUCGUCGGGGCCAGCAAAGAAGAAGGCCCCUAACAAGAGCGCGAAGAAGGGGCCGCGGACGGCGGAGGGAGAUGUGGUCACCGCUCACCGUCCUUUGUACGGCAAGGGAUUAAACGACAAGGCGGUGAAGGGACCGCGACGGUCAUUCUUACCGUACAGGCAGGAGCUAUUGGGGCUCUUCGCUCCGGUGAAUGCUUUUGCCCAUAAUUCCAAUAAAAGAAAUUCCUAUUAUUAA
Messenger RNA from Zingiber officinale, 813 nucleotides. RefSeq lists its product as uncharacterized. The record is from RefSeq and is a predicted model, not a curated record. Bases 1 to 813 code for a protein of 270 amino acids. The transcript has a single exon. Lineage: Eukaryota; Viridiplantae; Streptophyta; Magnoliopsida; Zingiberales; Zingiberaceae.